CUCUCGACGUCGCCCGGAUCAUCUUGCUUCGAGGCCAACACACACCACACAACCUCCCCAGCGACUGCGGACAGAAACCUGGACGCAGAUAACCGUUUUUUCAAAUUCCUCUAAAGCAGCAUCCACUCAGCCCUCCGGCGCGGAUCUCUCCGUUCUCACGAGGCGUCGACCGCCUACGAGUUACGCACUCGACCAAACCACGUCCCCAGGGGAGACGUACGCGCCGAAUCCGGACAUACACAUCCCAGCCCCAAACAAUGGCUCAAGGCGGCGUCAAAUCCUCGUCGCGUCCUGCGCCGACGGGCAAGCCCAAGCAGAAGUCGACCAAGAACGCCUCGCGCGUGGCGAAGCCGCAAAAGGCCAAGGCCCACGGCUCCGCGGACAAGUUGCAGAAGAAGCUCGCCGCCGGCCUCGUCAGCCGGACGGAGAAGCUUCUCGGCGAGCGCGCCGGCCAUCUCGAGCUCAUCGGCAAGGGCAAAAAGGCCAAGGGUGCCAAAGACGAGAAGACGCACAAGGGUGGCAGCCGCAAGUACGGCUAAGGCUUGCUCGGCCUUUUCGAUGGGAGCAUGUUACGAUCUGCAUGGGCACGGCUUGAAAGAAUGCUGCGCUUGAUGUAGCAAAGAGGGCCACUGGGCACGACUCGGCAAAGGGCGGUGCUUCCGGGAGUUAUCUCUAUGCUGCCCGAGCCCCCGACCGGGGUGGAUGGGGUUGGAAACUACAGGACGCACAUCCGGGAGUGCGACGAAGCGCCUCGUAGCCGAGGCAGCGCCAUGAAACUCCGCUAGCUUACAUGGGAUUGCGAGGAUCGAGGGUGUUUGACGACUAGAUACCCCCAAAUAAUGCAAAAGCCUGAUGAUUUCUGUUCAAAGACAUGCCCGUGAUGGUGUGGAGGAUCAAGCAUAGGGGUCGGAGUGGCUAGGUCAAGUCAACACUGGGCCAUACGGCGUGGCUUCUAUGCCUGGAUGUUGAUUAUGUACAAAGACCACCCGCAAUCAACUCUCCCCGAUGAAUGUUACCCAAGUGGGAAAUGCGAA
Messenger RNA from Colletotrichum navitas, 1034 nucleotides. RefSeq lists its product as uncharacterized. Bases 258 to 539 code for a protein of 93 amino acids. The record is from RefSeq and is a predicted model, not a curated record. The transcript has a single exon. NCBI's taxonomy places the organism in Eukaryota, Fungi, Ascomycota, Sordariomycetes, Glomerellales, Glomerellaceae.